UAGGGUCUUGUAAUAGCUCUCUCGGUUUAGCCAACUCUGGGUGCAACUGCGUUUUUCAUAUAAAUUUGUUAAUUUCUGUGUUUACUCUCUUUCCGAAAAUUGUUUAACAAUUUUUUGUGGUAGGAACGCAGUACGGUCUCUCCAAAUAGGCGACUGUUGUCCAAUUUAAUGAAAAACGCAGCUUGGUCCCACUAAUUCCAGGGCUACAGACUUGACUGUUGCUGUAUUUGUUUUUGUAAAUGAGAAGAGAAGCGACAAAACAAAACUUGAAAUUCAAAAUAAUAUAUUUGAAUAACUCGUGUACGGAUCAAACAAACACAUAGUCAUGGCCGCAGGGAUAACCACCAAGGAGCGCCUGGAACGCCUGAUGAAUGCAAAGGCCCAGUUGGAGGCACAGAUUGCCAAAAACGGAAACAUUCUGGUCGCCAACGCCAAUGUGGGCAUGAACGGGCCACUGGUGGAUGCGGAAGGCUUUCCACGCAAUGACAUCGAUAUCUACCAGGUUCGACAGGCCCGCCAGACCAUCAUUUGCCUGCAAAACGACCACAAGGAACUGAUGAACCAAAUUAGUAGCCUGCUCAACCAAUAUCACAGCGAAAUAGCCACCACUGAUCCCGAGCUGGUGAAUCGCGCCUCUGCCCUAGGCUUGGAUGAUGAUGACCGGUCUAAGGCCGGAGCUAAUUUAACAAGUUUCGCGCCAGUUCGUUCCAUCGUUCUGGUGAACCUAGUCAGCCCAUAUUCCCCUGCAGAAGAAGCUGGACUUCGUGAGGGCGAUGGCAUCCUGCGUUUUGGCUCAAUAAACAGUAAUAACUUCAAGGGAGAUCUCGCCCAGAUUGGCGAGUUGGUUCGACACAUGCAGAAUCAAAACGUUGAACUGAAAGUGAAGCGUGGUGAACAGCAGCUGGACCUGAUUUUGGUACCAAAGACCUGGAGCGGUCGCGGACUGUUAGGCUGCAACAUCGUCUUGCCGCCCGAAUCCAUGGAUGACUCUUAAUUAUCAUACUGACCGCUUGACCCAAAAAUGUUGGUCUAAAUUGUUGAACAUUGAUUUUUAGUUAGGUAGACUGUUUUUAAAUGCAUUUCCAGGUCAAUUUGGUUGGAGUCACGGUGUGUAGCUGACAGCCAGGUCAGUGUGCCAAGGAGCAGCAUUUUAGAGUCAAGGCGAGAGACUGAAUCCUAUUUGACAAUUUGAAAUGCGAACGAAUUCUUUUUUAAUAAAAAUAAAUGGUUUUACUUCAAGUAAAAUAACCAAGAACUUUAUUAAUCCCUAUUUUAAAUGGAACUUAACAAAAAAAGAACAAUCCUA
Drosophila bipectinata is the source of this 1306-nucleotide messenger RNA. Its product is annotated as 26S proteasome non-ATPase regulatory subunit 9. Gene Ontology annotation, molecular function: protein binding. NCBI's taxonomy places the organism in Eukaryota, Metazoa, Arthropoda, Insecta, Diptera, Drosophilidae. Gene Ontology annotation, biological process: proteasome regulatory particle assembly. Gene Ontology annotation, cellular component: nucleus; cytoplasm. The record is from RefSeq and is a predicted model, not a curated record.